Molecule: messenger RNA, 4568 nt
Organism: Camelus dromedarius (Arabian camel)
Lineage: Eukaryota; Metazoa; Chordata; Mammalia; Artiodactyla; Camelidae
Gene: GOPC
Product: golgi associated PDZ and coiled-coil motif containing
Exons: 9
Coding region: 213-1604 (463 amino acids)
Biological process (GO): negative regulation of protein localization to cell surface
Cellular component (GO): trans-Golgi network transport vesicle; Golgi apparatus; membrane
Molecular function (GO): transmembrane transporter binding
Source: RefSeq, a predicted model, not a curated record
GGGGCGGUCCAAGUCUUCCGUGUGCCACUGCCGCCGCUUCAGCCUCGCUGCUCCUGCCAGUGCGGGGCUGCAUUGCCGGCGUUAGCGGCGCGAGGGGAAGGGGGGGGACCGACAGAGCGUGCGUGCGCGGGGGUUCCCGCAGACCCAGCAGUUCCUCUCGCGGAGUGGACGGCGGGGGUCAGCAGCAGUCGAGGGAGGCCAUAGACGGCGCCAUGUCGGCGGGCGGCCCAUGCCCGGCAGGAGCCGGAGGGGGCCCAGGGGGCGCCUCCUGCGCGGUGGGGAUCUCCCCCGGCGGGGUAUCCAUGUUCCGGUGGCUGGAGGUGCUGGAGAAGGAGUUCGACAAGGCCUUCGUGGAUGUGGAUCUGCUCCUGGGCGAGAUCGAUCCGGACCAGGCGGACAUCACUUAUGAGGGGAGACAGAAGAUGACCAGCCUGAGCUCCUGCUUUGCGCAGCUUUGCCAUAAAGCCCAGACUGUGUCCCAAAUCAAUCACAAGUUAGAGGCACAGUUGGUGGAUCUGAAAUCUGAACUGACAGAGACCCAAGCAGAGAAAGUUGUAUUGGAGAAAGAAGUCCAUGAUCAGCUUUUACAGUUGCACUCUAUUCAGCUUCAGCUCCAUGCUAAAACUGGUCAAAGUGUUGACUCUGGUACUAUCAAGGCAAAAUUGUCUGUCCCCUCUAUGGAGGAGCUGGAGAGAGAGCUUGAAGCAAACAAAAAAGAGAAAAUGAAAGAAGCUCAACUUGAAGCUGAAGUGAAGUUGUUGAGAAAAGAGAACGAAGCCCUUCGUAGACAUAUAGCUGUUCUCCAGGCUGAAGUUUAUGGGGCAAGACUGGCUGCCAAGUACUUGGAUAAGGAACUGGCAGGAAGGGUCCAACAAAUACAAUUACUAGGACGAGAUAUGAAGGGACCUGCUCAUGAUAAGCUUUGGAACCAGUUGGAAGCUGAAAUACACUUGCAUCGCCACAAAACCGUUAUCAGAGCCUGUAGAGGACGGAACGACCUGAAACGACCGAUGCAUGCGCCUCCAGGCCACGAUCAAGAUUCUUUGAAGAAAAGCCAAGGUGUUGGUCCAAUUAGAAAAGUUCUCCUCCUUAAGGAAGAUCAUGAAGGCCUUGGCAUUUCAAUUACAGGUGGAAAGGAGCAUGGUGUUCCAAUCCUCAUUUCUGAGAUCCACCCAGGGCAACCAGCUGACAGAUGUGGAGGGCUACACGUUGGAGAUGCCAUUCUGGCUGUUAAUGGAGUUAACCUAAGGGACACAAAGCAUAAAGAAGCUGUAACCAUUCUUUCCCAGCAGAGAGGAGAGAUUGAAUUUGAAGUAGUUUAUGUGGCUCCUGAAGUGGAUUCUGAUGAUGAAAAUGUAGAGUAUGAAGAUGAGAGUGGACAUCGUUACCGUUUGUACCUUGAUGAGUUAGAGGGAAGUAGUAAUCCUGGUGCUAGUUGCAAAGACACAAGUGGGGAACUCAAAGUGUUACAAGGAUUUAAUAAGAAGGCAGUAACUGAUGGACAUGAAAACGGAGACCUAGGAACUUCCAGUGAAACUCCAUUAGAAGACAGUGCUUCUAAAUUAGAUGAUCUGCACAGCCUAUAUCAUAAAAAAUCUUAUUAAAUCGACUGUAUCCCCAGACAGGAUGAUUAAUCAGACUAUUCUGAAUUUGGGGCACUAGGGAAGAUGGUGACAAAGACUGUACAAGAUGACGGGAGGCUGUUUGUUGCCUAAAUGAAAGGCGGGUACCUCAGGGCUUCAUGUGAACAAUUCUAAAUGCAUAAAACUCCCUGUUCUCUGUGGUAUACCUAAAUUAGUUCUUGCAUGUAAAGCAAUUUUGAUUUCUUAAAAUGGUAAAGCACACCAAAGCAUGUGUUUCCCAAAAGGAUAUUACUAGGCUCUUAAGUACCAAAUGAAGCACUGCUGCUUUAUUUGGUUCCUUUUCCAUUUAGUAGAAGGACAGUGCUAACUGGAAUUUUUUAAAGAAAUAGCCUUUAAAUAUAAGAGAAUAAAUGAAUUCACAUUAUAUAUUCCAGAAUGUCAAGUGUGGUGUUUCAGAGGAUGGAGCUUGACACCAUGAAUUGAAGAAGUGUAGGCUUCAUUUAAAUUUUUUUAACUGACAGAAUGGUUUCAGUGUUGUUUUUUUUUAAUUUAUCGUGCUUCCUGAUAUCUAAAUCAGUUCUUAAUGAUCAUUUAUUGUAAUGAGUUUGCCGUUCAGCUUUAUUCAUGCAGUACGAAAUAGUUUUCUUUAAGCAAUCCUUAUAUCAAUCAAGGCUGCAUUAGAAGUAGUUUCAGGAAAGUUAUUGUACAUUGAACUUCUCUCGUUUUUAAAAGAAAUGCAAAUAAGUGUAAAGUAUCUGUUCGUAAUUAUGUUGCUCUGUGUGCAUGGUGUUGGAGCAAUACAUUACUAAUGUUCAGUCACAAGUGCUUUUAUUCUAGGAUCCACAAAAGACAGUUUUGUACAUUUUGAGUUGUUCAUGUUUGUCUUGUGAUAGUCAUGGCACUUAAAGAUACAUUCUUCUGGUGGUGAAAGCUCAGAUUUAUUACGAUGUCCAUGAAAUACAUCUAAUUCAAACAGCAGUUCUCUCUCAAAGUAAACCGAUGUGCCAGUCAUCUAAAAAGCUGAGGCACUGGUGGGUAAGAUAAGGUGAACACGUUUUGAUACGGUAUCAUUUUGGAUGGCUUUUCAAGUCAGUGUAUGUUUGACUAAAGUGCUUUUCAUAUGCAAACUAGAUUUGCUACUUCUCCUAUCCCAGGAUUAAGCAUGUAGUGCCUGCUCUCUCUUACUUUCAUUCUGCAGGCCACUGUACAUUGUGGGGAAAGUGAAAACAUUGCAUUUAAAGAGGUGAUUGCUUUUUCAGUAUCACUGUUUCAAAGGAUGUACAUUUAGGGAAUAUUACUUGGGGGAAAGCCUAUGAGGCUUUUAGAAUAUUAUCAGUAUCUCAUUUCUAAUACUCAAAUGUUAUGUGAUGUAAAACACAUUCUCUUGUCUUUCCUAGAUGCACUAUAUAUUUGUUCAUAGGUAAAUCUAUAAAAUGUAUAUACUUUAUUUGAUGGUUUUGGUAUUUAUAAAUUUUAUGUUUUAACUAUUGCUCAUUUAUAGUUUGUUUUGGGUGGUUUUAUUCAUCUGUAUAUCACCAUGUUAAUUUGUAAUAGAAAUGCACUUCAUAGUAUAUGCAGUUACUGAUAUUAAAAUACCUUGUAGCAUAACGUUGCCUCUAAGCAAAAACUGGUAUUUAAUUAUACAGUUGAAUAAGCAAGCUCCAUGUUACUUGGCUCCUGACAGUCUAGGCCUCUUAAAAGAAAGAAAGUUUUCUCCUUAGGUAUUCCCCUACUCCAAACACAUACGCCAUGAAUGACAUGAGAUCUGCAGACUGGAUUUAAGCCAGUGUAUUUAUUCAUUUAGUCAAAAAAAAUUUGUUGUCUCAUAUCUGAAAACUAUUUUGUUGUGACUUGAAACCAUGUUAUUUUUAUCUUUUUUAAAACACAGCCUGGGAUGGUAUGGCCAUGGAAUUUUUUCAGAGACUGUCCUUUAUCUCCUAAGACUGAAUUCUUAGGAAAUAUUAGCUAAAACCUUUUUAUUUUCAAGAACUAUCUAAUAACAGGAUUUUUUUUAGAGCCUUGAAUUGGCAUAUCUAUGAGGACUCUGUGUAAUAUGAAUGAUUGAAUGAGAUGGUUAUGAUAUAAACACCUUUCUUGGGCUGAUAAGCAGAAUGAAAAAAUUUUCUGGGUAAUUUAAAAUUGCAAAGCUCAGUUCUCAUUUCAUUCCUGCUUCCCCUUGGUUUGCAAGCCUGUGUGAGAACACUUCUGCUCAGGUGCUGCUCUGAGAUUCCUGUCACAUGUUUAGAAAGUACGCAGUUAGAGGUUCAUUUUAUAACACAGUGUCUUUGGGGGAUGACCUUAGAAUUACAGGCUUUUUCCUAAGGACUGAAUGAGAAGCAAUUUUCAUGUUUUCACAUUUAUAGACAGGAAACUCAUAACAUGUUUCUAGGACAAAACCAAACAGAUAAGGAGAGAGCUGUUGCAAAGCCAUUACAAUUAAAGAGGAAAAAGAAAAAUAUACAAAUUCACAUACAAACAGAAUAGCUGGGAAAAAAAUUUUCAAGAGUGUUGUGUGUUAUGUGUGUAUAUAUUUGCAUUUAACCUCCAAAAUUCUCAGUGUCUGCUGUGAAUAUGAUGGCAGACAACCUUUGGGUUAUGAGACUUGUUAAAAAAGAUUUAAAAGAGAUGAGAAUUUGGUGAUCCUUGGUAAUAUGACUGAACAGUUAUCCCAGCUUAUCCUUGGUGCUGGUUCUACUCCCAGCACAGUGGACUUACUUUGUUUUCAUGUUUAAAAACAAAAUAUAUUAUUCAUGUGUAAAUUGCACAUUACCUGACAUCCUUAUUAUGUAAUCCCCUGUCCCACCUAUCCAGCCUUCCGUAUAGGGUCGGCCUUAAAUCUGUAGGAUUUAUGGCAAAUGUAUUAUAUAUAAUUGCAUUGAGUUUAAUAUUUUUUAUUACCCUGUAAAUGAAGAUGGCAUCUCCUACAUUAAAAUAGUAUUAAUCUUAUUUUUAAAAAUAAACAUUUUUAAAUUCUUUCAUGUUAAA